AGAAUCGAAAAAGGAUUUAAAAAAGUAUGUUAUUCAUUAUACGGUGUUGUAUCACAUUCUGGAGAUCUCUCAUCCGGUCAUUAUGUCGCGUUUAUCAAGAAUCGAUACCCUUCUUCGCAAACAGAAAGAUUUUUCUAUGAAGCCGCAAAUCUUUCGCCACCGGAUUCAGUCACUGCUUGUAGCGUUUCAGAACUGAAAGAAGUAAUAGAGGGACCAUGUGAUGGCGAAUGGUACUAUGCAAGCGAUAUGAGAGUAAGCUCUGUGUCGGAAACACGUGUGCUUGCUGCCGAAGCAUAUGUCCUUUUCUACGAACGAAUUUUUUAA
This is a messenger RNA of Cercopithifilaria johnstoni, 324 nucleotides long. The record is from the annotation of a GenBank genome assembly. Lineage: Eukaryota; Metazoa; Nematoda; Chromadorea; Rhabditida; Onchocercidae.